UUGUCAGAUUUGACUUAAGUGUUUUCUCUUGGCUGGUUGAUUAACAUAAAUUGCUCUGAUUUUCCACUCAUAUAUAAUCGGUCGUCUUUAACAGUUCAAGAAAACAUAGUGUUGAAAGCCACACUUGAUUACAAUCAUGCAGCUUUUCUUAGUUACCUGUUUGAUUUGUGUGAGUGGAGUAAUUCGUGUACAAUCGCAUCAGGAGAUGAAAUCCGACAAUAAAUCCGAUGUUUCCUCCUUGACAUCUUCUUCAAAGAUUUCUAACGUAUUACGAGACCUUUUGAACCAAGAGAGCCUAGUUAGGUUCUCUAUGACCCAGAGAAUCCAAAGUUUGGUGAUGGAUGCCUUAGACAAUAAGAAUAACAGUUUGAUUUUGAAGAGGAAGCUACGCGACAUAACAACAGAAUUACAGUCUAUUGAAAAAAAGGACGGGGUGAUGAAGGAAGAAAACACUCUGCUAAAACAGGAGUUAAACACCGUUAAAGAGACAAUUAGUUCUGAUAAAAACCUCAUAAAACAGGAGUUAAACACCGUUAAAGAGGCAAUUAGAUCUGAUAGAAACCUCAUAAAACAGGAGUUAGACACCGUUAAAGAGGCAAUUAGAGCUGAUAAAAACCUCAUAAUGGAACAAAUUCAAAGUCUUAAUAAGACAGGGAUAAGUGUUCUUACAGAAAAAAUGGAGGAUGAGAAUUCAAAAUUCAGACAGGAGUUCAGGAUUCUUAAAGAAACAAACCAAAGAGAGAACUCCAAACUUAGACAAGAAUUAAGGAUUCUUAAUGAAACAAACCAAAAAAGUAGAAAAGAAAUAAGUAAUCUUAAUGAAACAAACCAAAGGAUUGACGAAGAGAACUCCAAUCUGAGAGACGAAUUAAACAACUUGAAGGAUAUGUCUAGUUACAACAAGAGAAACAUUCAAAACCUCAACAACACGAACGAAACAAUAAGGAAAUACAACGACGAUUUUAGGCUACAGUUCCAGAUGAUCAAUGACUCUCUGCAGAAAUAUGAUUUACAACUGCUAAAUAUUUCUACACAACUUUCAUCAGUGCGUUUGAAUUUACCGCAUGAAAGCUGUAUGGAGAUUUUACAAAAUAACCCAGACGUGAAAGGAAAAGAUGGGGUAUAUUGGAUAUUUGAUGGUGACAAGAAAAGGAAAGUGUACUGUGACAUGACUACAGAUGGAGGGGGCUGGACGGUUAUCCAAAAACGACAGGAUGGUUCUACAGACUUUUAUAAGACUUGGGCAGACUACAAGAAAGGAUUUGGAGACCCAUCAAAAAACUACUGGAUUGGAAACGAUGCAAUUCACUACUUAACAAAGACAAAUCAGGAACUACGAGUGGAGCUGUUGAGUUUUUCUGGUGAGAAAGCGUACGCCCUGUACUCCACAUUUCAAGUCGGAAACGAGAACAGUAAAUACCGGCUUACAGUAUCGGGAUACUCAGGAACAGCGGGAGACAGUUUGGGGUACCACAAUGGACGUCACUUCACUACACAUGAUGAGGAUAACGACAUUUACAGUAAUAACUGUGCGGUAAGACAUCACGGAGCCUGGUGGUACUCUCAAUGUGGUUACUCCAACCUGAACGGUCUGUACGCCGGGUCCGCUGUGUCUGGUAACAAAUACCCGUUCUGGUGGUAUUGGAAAUCUACUACCGCAUUAAAGGGUACAUCUAUGCUGAUACGACCCAAGAAUUAACAUCAAUAUAUACCGUGUUUGACAAAUGACUAAGUAAUGUCCUGGAUUGACUUAUUUUACAUCAGAUGUCCAUGAUGAAGAGGGAUAGUAGCGGAUGGUUCAUAAAUAUCAAUGAAAUUAUCAGAAUGUUUACAAUCCAACUGUUUCUUUUAAAGCCGUGAACAAUAUCAUUUUGUGUAAAAUGAUUGAGUUGUAUUCCAUUAUAAGUAUAAAUCACUGAUUGCUAAACUCUGACAAAUGAUCAACAUAUUCUAUGUACAACUUGAUCUGUAUUAUUUUGAUCAACACAUGGAUAUUAAUUUGUGACGUAUCAUUAAUUAUCAUGAUAAAUGCUUGUACAUAGUGUAAACAUGUAUGUCAUUAAAUAGCUUCUUAAAGAAAUAGUUUGUAUUCCAGAUAAUAAUCAUCAUAUAGACAUUUUAUUUUGAUACAGUAAAUAAUCAUCAUAAAGACAUCUUUUUUUAAUACAUGCACAUGCACAUAUAUUUUGAUAUAGACACCCAUUUUACAAUGUUAACAGUAAGCUAACAUAACCCAAAUUCUGUAGAUAUACAAAACGGAUGCUAAUUUUUAGAUACCCCAGACAGUAUUUCUCUCAAUAGAGUCACGUGAUCAUAUCAGUCAAAUAUUACACAACAUUGGCAUUUUCCAUGUUUUUCCUUUAGUGACUUUACAAAUUUUGAUCAUAUCCAUAUUUCAUGAAUGUUAUGCAGCUGUGAACAAUGCGCGGAUGAAUCGUAACUUACAUAGUAAAUUUAUAGUACCGGAUAGUUAAUAUAUUAUAACUGAUGCAAGAUCUUCCAUGAUGGGAAAUUUAUCAAUUGUUAAAAAAUGUCGUCUUAUUAACGUUCAUUUAAUAUUGUGGGGUGAUGAAUGUCUUUCUGUAGAGAAAAAUAUAAGGCUUUGUGUUAGCUUUCAGAAAGAUAUUCGUGAGACUGGUUAUUCUAAUUUUGCUCCAAGUUAAUAUUUAAGCAAUAAAUAGUUUAACAAUGUAAGCGAUAAACAGUAUCAUAGUAUCAUGCUUUCUCUUGUUUACAUAUAUAAAUAUCUGAAUAGUCGCUUAUAUAUUGUAUGGCAUUUAUAAUUGUAUGAUGUGUAUUUCUUAAAUAAAUUGCUUCUGUACAAGUUCAA
Ostrea edulis (European flat oyster) is the source of this 2830-nucleotide messenger RNA. Its product is annotated as angiopoietin-related protein 7-like. NCBI's taxonomy places the organism in Eukaryota, Metazoa, Mollusca, Bivalvia, Ostreida, Ostreidae. Bases 137 to 1699 code for a protein of 520 amino acids. The record is from RefSeq and is a predicted model, not a curated record. The transcript is spliced from 5 exons.